Messenger RNA from Phytophthora nicotianae INRA-310, 364 nucleotides. RefSeq lists its product as hypothetical. The coding region runs from base 1 to 213 and encodes 70 amino acids. Lineage: Eukaryota; Oomycota; Peronosporomycetes; Peronosporales; Peronosporaceae. The transcript has a single exon. The record is from RefSeq and is a predicted model, not a curated record.
AUGUUCAUCCAGCGGUACUAUCCUGUUGCUGAAGAGAAAUGCAGACAACUGCUGGAGAAAGUCAGUCGGUUGGAAGCGCAGAAAGCGUCGAGUCGAGACCAGACCAAAGAAACAUGCACGAUACUACGCAUGUGUGCACAAGUCGAGUCCUGUGACGAGUCUGUUCGCGCCUCGCUGCUUGAAGUGCUGACCACACUGGAGAGUUUGACAUGACCAAUGCAGUGGAAUCUUGUGCAAAACCACCUACUAUUUUUUAUUGUAGUACUUCCGACGUAUUAAUCUGCGACUAUUUCCUGAAAAUAAAGCAGCACUCCCGUAUCGUAUCUUCAGCAAUUAAACGAAAAUAAGAUACUAAGUACUUCAG